GGCCAGCAGAAAGACAAAGAAAAAGGAAGGGGGAGCACUCCGGGCCCAAAGGGCAUCAUCUAAUGUCUUCUCCAACUUCGAGCAGACGCAGAUCCAGGAGUUCAAGGAGGCGUUCACACUCAUGGACCAGAACCGAGAUGGCUUCAUUGACAAGGAGGACCUGAAGGAUACCUACGCUUCCCUGGGCAAGAUCAACGUCAAGGAUGACGAGCUGGAUGCCAUGCUCAAGGAGGCCUCAGGGCCCAUCAACUUCACCAUGUUUCUGAACCUGUUUGGGGAGAAGCUGAGUGGUACGGAUGCGGAGGAGACCAUCCUAAACGCCUUCAAGAUGCUCGAUCCCGAUGGCAAAGGCAGCAUCAACAAGGAGUACAUCAAGCGUCUGCUGAUGUCCCAGGCUGACAAGAUGACAGCAGAUGAGGUGGACCAGAUGUUCCAGUUCGCAUCCAUCGAUGCAGCAGGCAACCUGGACUAUAAGGCACUGAGCUACGUGAUCACCCAUGGGGAAGAGAAGGAGGAGUGAGGGCCCCUUGUCCAGGGCCAGUUCAAUAAA
This is a messenger RNA of Carlito syrichta (Philippine tarsier), 550 nucleotides long. It is a transcript of the gene MYL5, whose product is annotated as myosin light chain 5. The record is from RefSeq and is a predicted model, not a curated record. The transcript has 6 exons. Gene Ontology annotation, cellular component: cytoplasm. Lineage: Eukaryota; Metazoa; Chordata; Mammalia; Primates; Tarsiidae. Gene Ontology annotation, molecular function: calcium ion binding. The coding region runs from base 122 to 520 and encodes 132 amino acids.